AUGAGAGCCUACGAGAUCUCCCUCCAUCUGCUGGCGAUCGUGGUGGCAAGCGGCUCAGGUGAGGCCGUCCACCCCCACCCCCCUCACCCCAGCUACCACCCGACCACUUACAAGCCCCACUACACUCCGGGAUACAGUGCCCACCCCCACCCUUACUCCCCCGCGCCCACUUACAAACCCACGCCCACUUACAAUCCCACACCCACUUAUAAACCCCUCUACACCCGACCGCCCACUUACAAGAUCAAACCAACACGCAGGCCGGGCUACACCCCCGAGCCGGCCUACACUCCAGAACCGGCCUACACUUAUCCCAAGCCGCAUUACGAACCAGAAGCCGAUUACAAGCCCGAGGAACCGUUUUACAAGCCAGUCUACAAGGUUGCGAAGCCGAAGACUCUGCACAAGCCAGCGUACAAGCAGGAACCGGAGUACCAUGAUGGACCCUCCGAGUACGACUUCGGCUACGGCGUCACGGAUGCCUACCACGGCACCAACUUCGGCCACUCCGAGAAGCGUGACGGCUACCGCACAGAAGGCCAGUACUUCGUGGACCUGCCCGACGGACGCAGGAUGAUCGUCAACUAUUACUCCGACGAAACAGGCUACCACCCGACCAUCACUUACGAGGGCACGCCGACCUACCCCGAACCCAAACCUGUUUAUAAGCCUGAACCUUCGUACACAGCCAAGCCUGUUUAUAAGUCCGAGCCCUUGUACACACCUAAGCCUGUUUAUAAGCCCGAGCCCUUGUACACACCAAAGCCUGUUUAUAAGCCCGAGCCCUUGUACACACCAAAGCCUGUUUAUAAGCCCGAGCCCUUGUACACAACUAAGCCUGUUUAUAAGCCUGAACCUUCGUACAAGCCCGUUUAUAAACCUGCCUAUGGACCGACUUACAAACCUACUCCUGUGUACAAGCCUUUACAUCGCCAUGGAUCUCUUAGGUUCUAAGAAAGUCAUCUAUUAUUUGGAUUUUUGAAUUCAAUAAGCAUAUUUAUCAGAAUUAAUCAUUAGGUGCUCGAAUGGGACUCGAAUUGAUCGCAAUGAUUACAUUUCGAAAGAUUGUGUAAGAAAAAAAAAAAAAAUCUAUGUCCUAGUCAUAUUCCGACGGAUCUAAUAUUCACAAAUAUAUAUUAACACAUAAUUUUAAAAAUAAUUUAUAAAUCAUAAUA
Penaeus chinensis is the source of this 1175-nucleotide messenger RNA. RefSeq names its product adhesive plaque matrix protein-like. Gene Ontology annotation, cellular component: extracellular matrix. The coding region runs from base 1 to 954 and encodes 317 amino acids. The transcript has 3 exons. Lineage: Eukaryota; Metazoa; Arthropoda; Malacostraca; Decapoda; Penaeidae. The record is from RefSeq and is a predicted model, not a curated record.